Messenger RNA from Quercus lobata, 1947 nucleotides. RefSeq lists its product as uncharacterized. Bases 1 to 1947 code for a protein of 648 amino acids. The record is from RefSeq and is a predicted model, not a curated record. Lineage: Eukaryota; Viridiplantae; Streptophyta; Magnoliopsida; Fagales; Fagaceae. The transcript is spliced from 6 exons.
AUGGAGAAGCUUUCGGCCAUGUGGGAAACUUUCUCUUUGUCUGAAUCUGAGGGAAGCCAAUAUAGGGCGAGUGAAAGUAGCAUGGAGGGGCCAUAUUUAUUGGUAGCAAGGUUUUUCACGGGAAGAGUGCUUAGCAUGGAGGCGAUUGCAAGAACUUUCAAGUUGCUUUGGCACACUAAGAAGGGUUUUGAGGUAAGGGAUAUGGGAAAUCAUUGUGUCCUAUUUGCUUUCAAGGAGGAAACUGAUAUUGUGAAAAUUCUUGCUGGUUACGAGGAUGAAGUUCAAGGGGAGUUUGCAUCAAAUUCACCAAGAGGAAGGCAUGAAGAAUGGGAUUUGAUUGGAGGCAAUAGUGCCCAGCUGGAUGAGAUCGAUGGUGAAUUGUCUCAGUUUGACAAUGUGAAGGGCGAUUUAGAGAUUGCUCAAGAAGGGGUAGGCUCUAGGUUGCUGGGACUAGCCCUUUAUUUGAAGAACUUGUUCACACAGGAGAAGUCUACUUCACUUAAUUUGAAUCGGCAUAAGUUUAACCAAGUACCUAGGAAAUCUUGUCAGGUCCAUGCACCUUUGGAGGUGGUUUUGUCUAAAAGGUCAAGGCAGGACGAGGAUGUGGUUUUGGAGGAAGCAAAUGAGAGGUGUAAGAAACGGACAAUUUUUUCUAAUGAUUUAACGGAGGUUGAUGAAACAUGGUCAUCUAAGGAGUACAUGUUAUGGGUCCGGGAUAGGAUUCAAUGUGUUGGUUGUUUUACGGUUCUAACAGAUGGUAGAGGAGGAGGUGAACCUGAGGCAAACUGUAGGAGAGAGGGGUGGAACAUGCUUCGCAUGCUGAGUUCAAAACCGAAGCUUUCGUGGUGUUGCUUUAAAGAUUUCAAUGAAUUGCUUGAAGUGCAAGAUAAGAAAUGUGGGGCACCGAGAGCUCAUAAUUUAAUGGAAAACUUUCAGGAUGUAUUAGACUUCUGUGGCUUUGUUGAUUUGGGAUAUUCAGGUCCAGAUUUCACUUGGAGAGGGAGACAGAGGGGUGAGAUGAUUUGGGAGAGAUUGGAUAAGGGUGUUGCAAACUAUGAAUGGUUGACUAAAUUUCCCACGGAUUGGACCAAGGAGUGGCUUUGGAGGGCUGAAGAUGUCUCGGCUAGGUUUGGGAAUUGUGAGGUGGUUGAUCGGCUGAAGAAAGAGUUGAAUGUUUUAUAUGACAAUGAAGAAAAAAUGUGGCAACAAAGGUCUCGUAUACAAUGGUUGAAAAAUGGGGAUCAAAAUACUCGUUUUUUUCAUGGGUCUACAACAGAAAGGAAAAGGCAGAAUUUUAUUAAGGGGUUGCGGGAUGAGCAGAGAGUGAUGCAAAAGGAUGAAGGGGCUGUUUCGACCCUCCUUGUUGAGUACUACACUAAACUUUUUACCUCUUCUAACCCACAGGAUUUAGAUCACAUUUUGGAUGGAGUUCAAUCUGUGGUUACUGAUGAGAUGAAAGUAGAGCUUGGAAAACCCUAUACUAGUGAGAAGGUUGGUGAAGCUAUAAGGCAGAUGGCACCACUUAAAGCUCUAGGCUCGGAUGGUAUGCCCCAUCUGUUCUACCAAACUUACUGGACGGACGUAGGUAUGGAUGUUACUCAGGCUGUGUUCUCUAGUUUAAAUUCGGGGUUUGUUCUUAACCGGGAGAAAGUUACUGGUUUUAGACCUAUAAGCCUCUGCAAUGUGAUUUAUAAAACAAUCAGUAACGUGCUAGCUAUUCAUCUUAAACCUAUGCUUCACUCCAUAAUUUCAAAAACUCAAAGUGUGUUUAUUGCAAAUAGAUUGAUCUCAGAUAAUUUCUUAAUUGCUUUUGAGUCCUUACACCAUAUGAAGACGAAUGACAUAGGGAAGAAUGGUUUUAUGGCUAUGAUAUUGGAUAUGAGCAAAGCUUAUGACAUGGUGGAAUGGUCUUUUCUUAAGCAAAUCCUUCUCAAAUUGGGAUUCUAG